AUGUCUGCACAGUCACAUCCGUUCUUCUACAACACAAGUCUCGCCCUCAGCGUCUUCCCAAUGUUGUUCGGCAUCAACGCCAUGUUGAGACCCGACUCCCAUCUCCGAGCUCUGGGCUUCCCACUCCACACUGAACCGACCGCGAAGAAACUCAAUCUCGCGUUGAUGCGCAUCUGGAGCAUCAGGAACCUCUCUGUCGGGUUCUUGCUCGCUUUGAUCUGGAACACGGGCGACGAGAAGUUGAUGGCCAAGGCGCUCGGUGCGGGAAUGGCCAUGGCGACCACGGAUGGCUUCGUGAGUAGGUUGCUCAUUGGAGGCGGCGAGACUCAGCAUUGGAUCUUCCCGCCUGUCUUGGGGGUUGUGAUUGCUGGGCUCUAUGGGUGGUUUGAUUAG
This is a messenger RNA of Exophiala spinifera, 393 nucleotides long. RefSeq lists its product as uncharacterized. The transcript has a single exon. NCBI's taxonomy places the organism in Eukaryota, Fungi, Ascomycota, Eurotiomycetes, Chaetothyriales, Herpotrichiellaceae. Bases 1 to 393 code for a protein of 130 amino acids. The record is from RefSeq and is a predicted model, not a curated record.